AUGUCAACUAGAACAGCUGGAUCCCCUGAGAAAGCUCAAGACGCUAAAAAGCAAAAGACAGAGGAUGUUCAAAUCAAAAAGAAGGUCUGUUUGAUCGUCCACGAUGGAUGGGGUCUAUCGGAUAACGAGAAAGGAAAUGCGAUCUUCCAUGGUGACACAACCCACAUGGAUGCCAUCAGGGACAAACACAAUUUUGUCGAGUUAGAAGCUCAUGGUUUGGCGGUUGGUUUGAAAGAAGGUUUGAUGGGAAAUUCUGAAGUCGGUCACUUGAAUAUUGGUGCUGGUAGAAUCGUCUGGCAAGAUAUCGUCAAGAUUGAUCAAUCAAUCAAAAAAGAUGAAUUUCAGAAACAACCUGCAAUUGUUGCAACCAUGAAACAUGCUAAAUCAACUAAUGGUAGACUCCAUUUAUGUGGAUUAGUUUCUGAUGGAGGUGUGCAUUCGCACAUUCUUCAUUUGUUCGCUCUACUUCGAGCUGCUAAAGAACAUGAUAUAUCUCAAGUUUACAUUCAUUUCUUCGGUGAUGGAAGAGAUACUUCACCUAAAUCAGCCACUAAAUAUAUUGGUCAAUUACAAGACUAUAUAAAAGAAAUUGGUGUAGGUGAAAUAUCAACUGUUAUAGGAAGAUAUUACGCAAUGGACAGAGAUAAGAGAUGGGAUAGAAUCAAGAUUGCUAUCGAUGGUUUAAUUGAUGGUCAAGGUGAAAAAUCAACUCAAGACGAUUUGAUCAAAACUGUUGAGAAAAAUUAUGAAAAUGGUAUUACAGAUGAAUUCAUCAAGCCUAUCAUCGCAGGUUCAGAAGAUUCUAGAAUCAAGAAGGGAGACACCCUUUUCAUGUUCAACUACCGAUCUGACAGAAUGCGAGAGUUGACUUCGGUCCUUGGUCUCCCCGAGAAACCUAUGGAAGUGACCGUUCCCGAAGACUUGAAUAUCACCACAAUGUCCAGAUAUAAUGCCGAAUUCCCAUUCUCCAUCGCUUUCCCUCCUCAAGGAAUGACCAAUGUGCUCGCCGAAUGGUUAGGUAAACAAAACGUGAAACAAUGCCAUAUCGCUGAAACCGAAAAAUACGCUCAUGUCACAUUCUUCUUCAACGGUGGUGUAGAGAAAGAUUUCCCUGGAGAAGCCAGAGAAAUGAUCCCUUCUCCUAAAGUUGCCACCUAUGACAAGAAACCUGAGAUGUCUGUUCAAGCUGUUGCGGACAAAGUUGGAGAAAUCGUCAAAUCAGAUAAAUUCGAAUUUGUCAUGUGCAACUUUGCUCCUCCUGAUAUGGUCGGACACACUGGUGACUACGACGCUGCCGUCAAGGCCAUCACAGCCACUGACGCCGCAGUGAAGACAGUCUACGAUGCAUGUGAAGAAGCAGGAUACGUACUGUGUGUCACUGCUGAUCACGGUAAUGCUGAGCAAAUGCUUGACCCCGUCACUGGUAACCCUCACACAGCCCAUACCACCAACCACGUGCCUUUCAUCGUUACUGGGGACAAAGGUGCUUUGGAACUAUCCUCUGAGCCAGGUGCUUUGGCAGAUGUUGCUCCUACGAUCUUGGCUAUCUUGGGUCUUCCUCAACCUGAAGAAAUGACUGGAAGAUCUCUUCUUUCCAAGCAGUAG
Messenger RNA from Kwoniella shivajii, 1605 nucleotides. RefSeq names its product 2,3-bisphosphoglycerate-independent phosphoglycerate mutase. Bases 1 to 1605 code for a protein of 534 amino acids. The transcript is spliced from 11 exons. Gene Ontology annotation, biological process: glucose catabolic process. NCBI's taxonomy places the organism in Eukaryota, Fungi, Basidiomycota, Tremellomycetes, Tremellales, Cryptococcaceae. Gene Ontology annotation, cellular component: cytoplasm. The record is from RefSeq and is a predicted model, not a curated record. Gene Ontology annotation, molecular function: manganese ion binding.